Messenger RNA from Bombus pascuorum, 1940 nucleotides. RefSeq lists its product as uncharacterized. Bases 631 to 1731 code for a protein of 366 amino acids. The transcript is spliced from 3 exons. The record is from RefSeq and is a predicted model, not a curated record. NCBI's taxonomy places the organism in Eukaryota, Metazoa, Arthropoda, Insecta, Hymenoptera, Apidae.
AUUCUAUUUAACGAAAAAUAAUAAAUUCUUAUCUAUAAUCUGUAACCUUUCAAUCUAUUAAUAUUAUCAAUUCUCGUCUUUGCGAGCAAAAGAAUAUAAGUCAAGAAUAGGAUAAAUACUCUGUAUUUUACAUUGGUGUCCUUUACUUGUGGUUCUAAUAGUACAAGUCAAUUUCAUUUCUUUUCCGCUCUUCUAUGUGAAAUUGUAGUAUACGUAUAUCAAAAGCACAAUAUAAUGGCGGGAAAACAAUAUAAAUUGUGUUGUACUAUUUCGUUCUUACUUUUCUGACUUCUGUACACUCUUUUGCCGGCUUAUGAAUAUAAAGACAAGUCAUAAAUUUGGUAUGCCCCAAAACGAAGCUUAUCUAUUUCCAGCAUUAUGCAUAUGUAAAUAUCGCUAGGAUGUAAAAUAUUGCUGUAAAUAAGACGCUUUUCAUGUGCUUCUCGCUAGAAUAUCAAUGGUAGAAUUAGGAUAUGACGGCCGCCAAUAGCGGGCGGAUGUCCGUCAUGUUUCUUGCGUUUACAGACGAAAAAGACAGGAAGACGAUGCAAAGGGAUCUAAGAUCGUAACAGAAAGAACGCCUGGCCCGAAGGCGUUAAACCGGGAAGAGUACAAUCGGGGCGCGAAGCGAUGUACGCAGCUGCGGGUGGCGCCAGUAUAGCGAAUAGGAGGAAGCAGAAACGGUUGCAGCUAAACAAACGCGUCGCCGAGGGUACGGUCCCGUCACGACUGAAGACGAUACCAGCUUCUCAGCACCACUACCACCAUCAACACCAACACCAACACCAACACCAACACCACCACCCCAGCAAGUUUGCUCGUCCGCACGUUGUUCCACCAUCUUCCACAUCACAGCCACCACAACCACCGUCAUCUGCAUUCCAUCCGAGCAUCGAUCGACGGCGUCAUGUCGAGAAGUCUCAGCAGGUUGCACCUGUUUCUCCGAUCCAAUUUCCAAUAUCGCCACCGCCGCUAUCCCUUGAGUCACCAAGUUCGGUUACUUACCCGACUAAAUCCAACAACUUCCCAUUUCCACCACCAUCGAUCCUCGAUCUCCGAGUCUCGCCAUCUUCUUCGGAGCUACAGUGUGGUGGAGGACCAGGCAAAGCAGCAUGGCAGGGAUGCAACAGACCUUCUCCCCUUCCUUUAUCUCCUAUGUCGCCUCAUGGUUGCCGUGGGGAUGGCUACAAGACAAAGCAAUGCGAGGCUCAUCGACGAUGGAUGAAAAGAAACAGAAUAAGAGACGCAAGUUAUUGCUAUGGAAGCAGUGGAGAAGAUGACGAAGAAGAUGGAAGCAGUAAUGCAAACCGUCGCAGAGGUGAAGUUAGUGCGGCAGUGAAUACCGUACUUUAUGCUGGGCUGGGAACUACAGCGCUCGGAUUAGUUAUAUCGUUUGUCGGCACUGGAGAGAAAGGAUUCCUCAGUCCGGAAUUGAGGCUGGUGGGUCCUUCACUACUGUGCGCCGGUUUACUGUGUUGCCUAUUUCGGGUGCUGCUCUGCCUCUGUCUAUGUAGUUGCGGUCAAUGCCGCUGGCGGUUUUGCCAUGUUGCUUCUGACAAGAAAGAAAAAGUGAGGAAAACGGAAGCUCAACCCGCUGGAACAUUGCCUACCGCCUCACUUUUGUCACCAGCGCAUCAACAACAGCAAUCGGCCAUGUCUUCGAGUGGCGCUGCAUCAUCAUCAACAAAAGCACAUGAGCUCUUGCUCUCUCCUGCCCAAUUACCAGAGUGAAAACACAAUUACGAACGUUUUCUACGAGAAAUCUACACGCCGAUUAACUGCCGGUUCUUGUCCAAUAUAGAAUUAUGUUAUCUCCAUUCGACCUGAACCGUACUCGCAAAAACAAAAGAAAAACAACCAUCACAGCCUAAUUCUAGUUUAAAUGCGAAUUUUAGCGCUUAAAAAUAAUAGUUAAAUAAAUAAUCGGCUAUGUUUUUCUA